Molecule: messenger RNA, 2352 nt
Organism: Geodia barretti
Lineage: Eukaryota; Metazoa; Porifera; Demospongiae; Tetractinellida; Geodiidae
Source: the annotation of a GenBank genome assembly
AUGCCCACCAAGUUUAUCUUUGUUACCGGGGGCGUGGUCAGCUCCAUUGGAAAAGGCAUCUGUGUUGCCUCUAUAGGCCGCAUCCUGAAAAGUCAGGGUCUCGCGGUAACAGUGAUCAAGCUGGACCCAUAUCUGAACGUCGACCCGGGGACCAUGUCUCCUUAUCAACACGGUGAGGUGUUCGUAACCAAGGACGGCGGUGAAACCGACUUGGAUCUGGGUCACUACGAGCGGUUCAUAGACGUGGAACUGACGCGGGACAGCAACGUUACCGCCGGUCAGACCUACCUGACGCUGAUCACCAGGGAGCGCCGGGGCGAUUUUCUGGGUGGCACCAUUCAAACGGUCCCGCACCUUACCAACGAGAUCAAGGCCAGGCUCAUUGGACUGGCCGAAAAGUCGGCAGCCGACGUGGUGGUGGUUGAAGUUGGGGGAACCGUCGGCGACAUCGAAGGGUUGCCAUUCCUGGAAGCCAUCCGGCAGAUGCGGAACGAGGUGGGUCGCGACAACGUAUUCUAUGUGCACCUGACUUUGUUGCCUUACAUCAUGGCGUCGGAGGAACUGAAAACCAAACCGACCCAGCACAGCGUCAAGGAACUGCGCAGCAUCGGAAUUCAACCCGAUGCAUUGAUUUGCCGCAGCGAUUCCGAGAUUUCCCACGGCAUAAGGGACAAACUUUCGUUGUUCUGCGACGUUGAUUCACAAGCGAUAUUCCCCAUGCCCACCGUGAAGAACGUUUACGAAGUGCCUUUGAUCAUGGAGGAGUCCGGAGUCGGCCGCAUCCUUUCCCAGGCGUUAGGGCUGAGCGGGCAUUGCCAACUGGACGACUGGAGUCGGCUGGUGGACCAGAUGAACGCGGCGGACGGAGAGGUGCCCAUCGCCAUUGUGGGUAAAUACGUGGAGUACCCCGAUUCGUACAUGUCAGUGCGCGAAGCGUUGCGACACGCCGCUGCAUCCUGCGGGGUGCGCGCCGACGUGCGGUGGGUUCAUUCGGAGGCGGUGGAGCGCGACGGCCCCGAUCAUCAUCUGAAGGACGUGUGCGGUAUAGUGGUGCCGGGAGGCUUUGGCCCAAGGGGCGUAGAGGGGAUGGUGGAUACCAGCCGCUACGCACGGGCAAAAGGAGUUCCCUAUCUCGGCCUGUGCCUGGGUAUGCAGGUGAUGAUAAUCGACUGGGCGCGGAAUGUUACGGGACUGACCGGAGCUAAUUCAUCGGAACUCGAUCCGGAUUGCAGGCAGCCGGUCAUUGAUAUCAUGCUGGGGCAAAAGGGCGUUACCGACAUGGGUGGCACCAUGCGGUUGGGGCAAUAUCCCUGCCGACCGCAGAGCAACACGAGAAUGGCGCAAGCGUAUGCAGCGCCGGAAGUAAUGGAACGGCAUCGUCACCGCUACGAAGUGAACAACAAAUACCGGGAAUCACUGGAAGCAUCGGGCAUGAUAAUGAGCGGAUUGUCACCUGAUGGGGAAUUGGUUGAAACGGCGGAAAUCCCUGACCACCCCUUUAUGGUGGGAGUGCAGUUUCACCCGGAAUUUCAGUCCCGGCCCAAUCGUCCGCACCCGCUGUUCAGCGCACUGGUUGGACAGGCGUGCGACAUUGUCAGGGAAGGAAAGCAAUUGCCUUUCCGCGGCAUUCGUGCAAUCGCCGUUCGCAACGGACACGGCAACCGCGUCAAUCGCCCGCAGGAGGACGAAACAGUGAAGCUGUUUCUCGACACGGCCAACAUCGAAGAGAUUCGGCGAGGCGCCGAGCUGGGAGUGAUCAGCGGUGUGACCACCAAUCCAUCACUGGCGGCCAAAGAAGGCAUCGGCGGUUCGGCCGGCUACCGCGCCGCGGUUCAGGAGAUCGCCGACAUCAUCGACGGCCCCAUCUCGGUGGAAGUGGUCAGCACUGAUGCGGACGGAAUGAUCGCCGAAGGCCGCGAUAUCGCCGAGUGGAUACCCAAUCCCUGGGUGAAAAUUCCCAGUACCGAAGAGGGUUUCAAGGCGAUCAGCGCACUGGCCCGCGACGGCAUAAAAAUCAACCAGACGCUGGUGUUCUCGGUAAACCAGGCCCUGCUGGGCGCCAACGCCGGCAGCACGGUGGUGAGCCCGUUCGUGGGGCGGCUGGACGAUAUUGGCCACGACGGUAUCGGACUGGUGGGCAACAUCGUUGAUGUUUACCGAGAGCAGGCGAUAGAAACAAUGGUGAUGGCAGCAAGUAUCAGGGGUCCCCGCCAUUGCCAACUGGCCGCCGAAAUCGGCGCCGAUAUCUCCACAGUUCCUUAUGGGGUGCUGAUGCAAAUGAUGAAGCACCCGUUGACCGACGCCGGUUUGUCGCAGUUUCUGCAAGACUGGCAAAAAGCAUCCGGAGGCUGA